CUCCCUUUCCUUCUCUUCCUUUUAUGUCCCAAAGAUAUAGGGCAAUAACAGUCAACCAUGGGAGGAGCUGGUACUUCGUUGUUGUUUAUAACUCUUGUAGUUUUGGGAGUUGUGUCGUUUAUAUCGAUCGGAAUCCUGCAAAGCGAAGGACACGGAACGAAGACGACGAUAGCACGUGGUGACCAUCGGUCUUGGACGUCGACGACGACGGCGAAACUGCAGCAGCGGGAAGAGCAAGUGAAGGUCUUAGGAAAAGGAGAGUCGAGUGUGGCGCAUCCCAAGCAGGAUCUCAACUACAUGAGCAAAAGAAGGGUUCCUAAUGGACCCGAUCCUAUUCAUAACAGACGAGCCGGCAACUCGGGACGACCGCCGGGACAAGCCUAGCCUCGGCAUCGAUGUGUGUGAUCGGGAAGCUUCGAAUCAAGCCGAAGUGCUAAAAGAUCGAUGAUGAACGAUGGCAACUGCCAUAUAUCUUGUAUGUAUUUUUUUGUUAGAAGUAGGACUAUAACAUUAAUAUUGGGAAAAAAACAUUUGAAAUAUCCAAUAUUAAAGCUUGCAAUGCAUGCUUGUGUAGUUCUUUUGAUGUGAUAGAGGAGUAAACAAAUGGAAGCUUGGUUCAUACCAUGAAAAUACAUUCCCAUCAAAAGCAUCUUGCAAAACCCUUUUGUAUCAACU
Molecule: messenger RNA, 675 nt
Organism: Hibiscus syriacus
Lineage: Eukaryota; Viridiplantae; Streptophyta; Magnoliopsida; Malvales; Malvaceae
Product: CLAVATA3/ESR (CLE)-related protein 25-like
Exons: 2
Coding region: 58-384 (108 amino acids)
Source: RefSeq, a predicted model, not a curated record